Phasianus colchicus (ring-necked pheasant) is the source of this 2479-nucleotide messenger RNA. It is a transcript of the gene SYT13, whose product is annotated as synaptotagmin 13. Gene Ontology annotation, cellular component: exocytic vesicle; synaptic vesicle membrane; axon. Gene Ontology annotation, molecular function: clathrin binding; phosphatidylserine binding; calcium ion binding. The record is from RefSeq and is a predicted model, not a curated record. Gene Ontology annotation, biological process: calcium ion-regulated exocytosis of neurotransmitter; synaptic vesicle endocytosis. Lineage: Eukaryota; Metazoa; Chordata; Aves; Galliformes; Phasianidae.
AUAUUACAGCCACCACAAGCACUACUUUCUCUACCUGACCUGGAGCAGAAACAUCAUUAUCAGGAUAGAAAGGGAACCUUGUUGCCUAGCAAAGGUGGGAUGAUUUAUCUCUGUCUCUAGAUUGGUCCCUUUUCUUUGCUGCACAAAAGAAUUGUUUUCAGACUUCCAAGGAGAAUGAAGCCAGGCUAGAAAACGGAGUGAAUGUAAAACAGCUGCUCUCCCAGGGAGGAAAAGGAGUCACAGGUUUUCAUUGCUUUUUGUUCCCGUGCAGCUCAGGACAAUGGUUUUGUCUGCCCCAAUUAUUGCCCUUGGGGCUACCUUAGGGACUGCAACUAGCAUCCUUGCCCUCUGUGGUCUCACCUGCCUCUGCAAAUGCAAGCAACCUGGGAAAGGACUCUCAGAAAAGGACCAAGAUGAGGACACGGAAAAUACUAAGCCCAGUGUGCUUCAACCAGCCCAGCAAUUCAAUGUUAAGAAAACUGCAGAGCCAGUCCAGCCUCGAGCUCUCCUGAAGUUUCCUAACAUUUAUGGCCCCAAACCUGUUGUAACUUCACCUGAAGUUGUUAACUACACACAAUACUCCUUGAAGACAACAGAAGAACCAGCCACUGUAAAACGCGCUGUUUUGGAGGAGAACAGGAUGAAGAUACAAGUAAAUGAAGAAUUGUUCAUUCUCCCUCAAAACGUUCCAGGUGUGGUAAAGGAUGUGUGUGUCACGGAGCACUUGAAGCCCGAGCGGGCAGCCAGCUGUAACCAGGUCCCUGAACUGCGCUAUUCCCUCACGUAUGAUCAACAAAAAGCUGAGCUGUGUGUGGCCCUUCUGGAAGCUAUGUAUGGCAAAAUGAGUAGUGACCAAGAUGCUGGCUGCCAUUGCUAUGUAUUGGGCACACUGGUGAGCAAAUCUGGCAUGACUGAAGCCCAGACAGAGCUGAAGAAGAAGGUGCUUCACACCCUCUGGGAGGAGGCCCUGAGGUUUCCAUUAACUGAGGAGGAGAUGCAAGAGGGGACACUGACUCUCACCUUGAGAAACUGCGACAAGUUCUCCAGACACAGCAUUGUGGGGGAACUCAAACUGACCCUUGCUAACAUGGAGGACUUCGGGAUGGCCCAGUGGGAAAGGCUGAAGACCCCAGAGAAGGAGCCAUCUACAGGCCAUGGGGAAGUUCUGCUCUCUAUCAGCUAUCUGCCAGCUGCAAACCGCCUGCUCGUGGUGAUUAUUAAGGCUAAAAAUCUCCAUUCCAAACAGCUGAAAGAUCUACUUGGAAAUGACGUUUCCGUCAAGGUGACCCUGAGGCAUCAGUCCUUGAAGCUGAAGAAGAAGCAGACCAAACGUGCAAAGCACAAGAUCAACCCUGUCUGGAAUGAGAUGAUCAUGUUUGAGGUGCCUCACGAGCUGCUACGUGCCUCUAGUGUGGAGCUGGAAAUUCUGAGCCAGGAUGGUGCUGGGCAAAGCCAAGUGCUCGGCAAGUGCAGCCUGGGUUUGCACGUCACAGGCACAGAGAGGAACCACUGGGAAGAAAUGCUGAGGAACCCCAGAAGGCAGAUUGCCAUGUGGCAUCAGCUCCACAAGUAGGCACGCUAUGACUACUGCCAACCAGAUUUCCACCAAGCCUCUGAGCAUGGGGAAAUAAGCUGCAUUUCACCUUCCACUUUCCCAUCCCACCAAGUGGCCCAGUACAGCAUUCUUCUCAGGCCACCUGCUCUGAUUGCCAAAGGAAACUGUUUGGAAAAUGUACUUAGAGGACAAUCACUCACCCAAUCAAGUGGUUCUCUCAAAUAAAGGGUUUGGCUGUCAGGGUGAUUUGAAUUACUUUUGUCAGCCUGCCCACUGUCAUUUCCUAGAGUUCCCAGUUUCUGCAGAGAAGCUGAAGGGAUCAGAGAGAUCACAGAAAUCUGAGCUGCUCCUUGGCAUCCGGCACGUUCACCCAAGUUCCCUGGUGGGGACUGGCUCCAUAACACGCAGCAGUCAUUUUGCCAGUCACUGUUUUUCAUAAUGCUUUAUAAGAUUGUGAGAAAUGAAGAUCAAAAAAUAAAUGCUGUCUUCUAACCCAAAGCAGUAGUAUGGAAGAGAAAGAGAAGCAAGGUGGAAACAUAGAUGAACACGCAUUAGAUGGAUAUCUAGAAGUAGAGAAGGAAUAGAGGAAGAAGAGAGACAGUUAUAAUACCACCCAGUGUAGUCUUUGAAGCAAACACUGCCAAACAAGAAGUCAAAUAUUUUUCUCCACUUUUGUUUAUUAGAGUGUUUGAUACCUUACCUUUAGGGUUCAUGAAAACUGUUGAAAGCAUGGAAGUUUCAGAAUCCUUUAAGAAAUGACCUAUCUCUUCUAUCUUUCUACAUCACCCAUGAAAACCCUAAACAUGGACAACAGGUUAUUACUGACAUUACCUCCAAAAACUUGGACCAAAUCCUUCUGCUUAUUGACAUUCUUUUCUGUUUAGGAAUUUCUGAUCUGAAAAAGUUUCAAAUACAGUAAUUGUA